UCCCUCUCCAAGUAAGCCCAACUACCGUACAGUGACACCAGCGCAUCGUUGAUCGCCACGGAUGCAAAUCCUCCCAUCUCUCGCCCGAAAAUGGCGCAGAGAACUGGAGGAAUAUGCUCUUCGAGAUCCAGCAGAUCUCCAGUUGGUUCUUCAAUCUCCUCUCUUCUUGUUCUUUCUUUGUUUUGUUGCUUGACCUGGAUCAGGAUGGGAACAGAGGAGGUGGUCGACCUUCUCGAUCGCCACUGGUUCUUCCUCAACGUGCUAAAAAGCAACCACCCAACACAGGCGCCGCCAUCAUUGCGACCAACUCUCCCUUCUUCGCCGGACAAGACCAAGGCAUUAGGAGUCGUCGGCACGCCGUGUCAUGUCAAAGCCGCGACUCGUAAGCUUCUCCGGGAGCCAUCCAUGCCGAAUCCGACCCGGACUCGGCCUGAGGAAUCAUCAACGGCCACCUGUUCGAGGAAAAUACUAGCCGUCAGUACUCUGGCUCGCGCUCCGUCGUUGCCAGUUUACUGCAACGACGACGACGACUCCAUGCAACAAAACAGAGAUCGAUCGAGGUCGAUGUUGGCGAAGAAGUCCAAGCUCCAACGUUCUUCUUCUUCGGGGUGGGCCACCUUGAAUCCGAGCAUUCCAAGAUUCCGGCCGCCGCCGAGAGAUCGACCAGCGAUCCAGGGGAAGAAGUGGCGGAGCUACAGCGACCUAGAGUCCUUCGAGGUGCAAGGAUUCAAGGACUUGGGGUUUGUCUUCGACGGGGUGAUGUCAAGUACUGGAAGCCUAGCAAAUGUGAUUCCGGGACUGAGAGACAAGAAACCUUCUGACGGUCACAGAGAGUACGGAAAAGGUCUUGCUACCCGGCCGUACCUCUCCGAAGCAUGGUGGUUCGAGGAGAGAGUAGCUCAUGCGCCGCCGAAGCUGGUGUGGGCAGAAACAAUAACGGGGGCGGAGAUGAAGCAGCAGCUCAGGUCGUGGGCAAGGACCGUGGCCUGCAAUGCGAGGGAGAGGAAUGCUGACAGCAUCCACCAUCUUUCUUUAGGCCUACAAUAGAUCCUUAGGUUGAUUAAUGGAGAGAGAAUAGAACAGUGAGUAGUUCAUAUAUAGCUGAACAAUCAUGUUAGAGUCGUUGCGUGCAAAUAAACUUCAAAUUUGUUAUUCCAUCUGCAUAACGAUGAUGAUCAACUGGUUCCAUACUAAGAAUUCUCGACUUCACAA
Molecule: messenger RNA, 1212 nt
Organism: Zingiber officinale
Lineage: Eukaryota; Viridiplantae; Streptophyta; Magnoliopsida; Zingiberales; Zingiberaceae
Exons: 2
Coding region: 91-1047 (318 amino acids)
Source: RefSeq, a predicted model, not a curated record